Lemur catta (Ring-tailed lemur) is the source of this 2748-nucleotide messenger RNA. It is a transcript of the gene FGGY, whose product is annotated as FGGY carbohydrate kinase domain containing. Gene Ontology annotation, biological process: carbohydrate metabolic process. Gene Ontology annotation, molecular function: phosphotransferase activity, alcohol group as acceptor; kinase activity. Bases 237 to 1766 code for a protein of 509 amino acids. The transcript has 16 exons. The record is from RefSeq and is a predicted model, not a curated record. Lineage: Eukaryota; Metazoa; Chordata; Mammalia; Primates; Lemuridae.
CUAGCUAAAAUGCAAUUUCAGAUUGGAGGAGUCCUGUAAGUGGCCCGCCUGUCCGUCCCACGUGGGCACCAGGGGCUUUUGCAGGAGCACAGACUCUCAGCGCCCACGUCCAGGAAGAAGGUUCUCCAACCCGAGAGCGCAUUGGGUCGCUGGAAUACUGUUUCUGUGGACUGUCACCAAAUCCAUCCUGGAGGAGCGGCUCCUUAAGAAACAGGACAUAAGGUGGAGGGACUGCAAUGUCUGGUGGAGAACAGGAACCAGGGAGGUACUAUGUGGGCGUGGACGUUGGGACAGGCAGCGUCCGUGCGGCUCUGGUGGACCAGAAUGGGGUCCUUUUGGCUUUCGCAGACCAGCCAAUUAAGAAGUGGGAGCCCCAGUUCAACCACCACGAGCAGUCCUCCGAGGACAUCUGGGCCGCGUGCUGUGCUGUCACAAAGAAAGUUGUACAAGGGAUCGAUUUAAACCAAAUUCGAGGACUUGGGUUUGAUGCCACGUGUUCUCUGGUUGUUUUGGAUAAGCAGUUUCGUCCUUUACCAGUAAACCAUGAAGGGGAUUCCCGUCGAAACAUCAUCAUGUGGCUGGACCACCGAGCCGUCAGUCAGGUCCACAGGAUCAACGAAAGCAAGCACAGCGUCCUGCGGUACGUCGGGGGGAUGAUGUCUGUGGAAAUGCAGCCCCCGAAGCUUCUGUGGCUGAAAGAGAACUUGAGAGAGACUUGCUGGGAUAAGGCGGGACAUUUCUUUGAUCUCCCAGACUUCUUAUCGUGGAAGGCAACAGGUGUCACAGCACGGUCUCUCUGCUCCCUGGUGUGCAAAUGGACAUACUCAGCAGAGAAAGGCUGGGAUGACAGUUUCUGGCAGAUGGUUGGUUUGGAAGACUUGGUUGCAGAUAAUUACAGCAAAAUAGGAAACCAAGUGCUGUCUCCUGGAGCUUCUCUCGGAAAUGGGCUCACACGAGAGGCAGCAAAAGACCUUGGCCUUCCUGCGGGAACUGCGGUGGCAGCCUCACUCAUUGAUGCCCAUGCAGGAGGACUAGGAGUGAUUGGGGCAGAUGUGAGAGGGCACGGCCUCGUCUGUGAGGGACAGCCAGUGACGUCACGGCUGGCUGUCAUCUGUGGAACAUCUUCUUGUCACAUGGGGAUCAGCAAAGACCCGAUUUUUGUGCCAGGUGUCUGGGGGCCGUAUUUCUCAGCCAUGGUGCCUGGGUUCUGGCUGAAUGAAGGUGGUCAGAGCGUUACUGGAAAAUUGAUAGAACACAUGGUGCAGGGCCAUGCUGCCUUCCCUGAACUACAAGCCAAGGCCGCAGCCAGAUGCCAGAGUGUAUAUGCAUAUUUGAACAGUCACCUGGAUUUGAUUAAGAAGGCCCAGCCUGUGGGUUUCCUCACUGUUGAUUUACAUGUUUGGCCAGAUUUCCAUGGCAACCGGUCUCCCUUAGCAGAUCUGACACUAAAGGGCAUGGUCACUGGAUUGAAACUGUCUCAGGACCUUGACGAUCUUGCUAUUCUCUACCUGGCCACAGUUCAAGCCAUUGCUUUUGGGACCCGCUUCAUUAUAGAGGCCAUGGAGGCAGCAGGGCACUCUAUCAGUACCCUUUUUUUAUGUGGCGGCCUGAGCAAGAAUCCUCUUUUUGUGCAAAUGCAUGCGGACAUCACUGGCUUGCCUGUGGUCCUGUCGCAAGAGGUGGAAUCUGUUCUUGUGGGCGCUGCUAUUCUGAGUGCCUGUGCCUCGGGGGAUUUCACUUCUGUACAGGGGAAGAUUCCUGCCUGAGGUCAGGGGUGCCUAGGCAGAAGUGAUGGCAGCACAGCCACAGGCUUGGCCCAGGCCACUCUGGGAGGUCUGCAGCACAAUGGAAGGAAGAGGAAGAAAAAGGAUCAAAGUUAAGUAAGGGAACUGCGGCCAAAGCCUGAUUUCUACAGAGCAGGCCAAAAUGAUUGGGGCAGAAAGAUAAACACUAUUAAGGAUGUCCAUCAAGAUUUAUCUGUAGCAAACAUGUCUCAUUUUAAUUCUUAAAACAGUUUAGUUGCAUAGGUACUGUUAUUUCCAGUUUCACCCGGUGAAAUUGAGGAUCAGAGAGGUUAAGUGAGUUGCCCCAGGGUCACACAACCAAAAAGUGGGAGAACUGGAAUCUGAGCCCAGGUCUGUCCAACUCCAAAUCCCUAAUGCCAUGCUGUUAAUGCAUGUCCUGCCUCUGUUGGGAAUGACUCAGAGGCCAAGCUGGAGGAGCAGGGAGGGAGGGAUGACUGUGUUUCUUGGAGUGAACAGAGGAGGCAGCGGCAGGGGCAGCAGGUCUGGAGCUGACAGGCCUUCAUGUAAAAAUUUGGAAAUUUUGCCCUGCAAGACAAGAGAGAGUGUUUUCAGCUGAGGCCAUUUUCAGCUGCACCCUGUGUACUAGGCUAAGGGCAAACCAACACACAGCCAGAAAUAGCACAGAAUUCUCCUCCCAACAGCCCACUGUGUUCCUUCUGUUUGGAGAUGAAUGUUGAAACCCUCCACAUGAAAAUGGCUGAAGCUGCUUCUGUUCACUGCCCAUUCGAAGGCAGGCACCUUGGGGGUGGAGAGAGGUGCAGAUACCGAGAGUCAUCAGAUGGUCCACCAUCGUGCAGUCUCAACAGUGGCCUUGCCAGGAGUCAGCAUCCUGGACUUCCCACAAAGCAGGCCUUCCCAAAGCUGCGGCUGUGUGGGGGCCCAUUCUCUUUGAAUGGGUAUGGUCCCACUUGUUACAGAGUGUAUUUGUAUAGCUAUACUUUCU